This is a messenger RNA of Prunus persica (peach), 4039 nucleotides long. RefSeq lists its product as uncharacterized. Gene Ontology annotation, cellular component: condensin complex; nucleus. The record is from RefSeq and is a predicted model, not a curated record. Gene Ontology annotation, biological process: mitotic sister chromatid segregation. NCBI's taxonomy places the organism in Eukaryota, Viridiplantae, Streptophyta, Magnoliopsida, Rosales, Rosaceae. The transcript has 5 exons. Bases 162 to 3899 code for a protein of 1245 amino acids.
UGUGCAUUGCGUUCUCAUUUGUCUGUCAGAUUGAUUUUAAUCACAGACGGUGACUUUUCUUCCCCAGUUCAUCCGAAAAUCGAAGGUAACGGUCUCCCCUCGUCUUCUAAGUUCUCAUUUCUGAAAAUAAAGAAAACGCUUCGAUUCGUAAAACUCUGGCCAUGGAGAAGCGGCUUCGCUCUUCUCUCCGAUCCUCAGCCGACGAAUUUCUGAGCUCAGCCACAAAGCAAACCCUAAAAUCCUCAAAGCCCGCUCUGAAAACCCUAAUUCACGCCAUCAAUCCUUCCUCCGACCUCUCCUCCUCUCUCCCUCUCUCUCUCUGCAACUCCAUUUCCCAAACCAUCCAAUCCUUCCAGAACCUUCUAGACCCUAACUCCAACCCGAACCCUAGGCAUAGUUCCCCACGCUCUCCUCCCACCAAGCGCCUCCGGAGGUCAUCUCGGAGGUCCAAGACCCGGUCCGAACCCGAACGAGACGAUCCCGACCCGAAUCCUGACCUGGAAAAGCAGCGACUUCUUUCCGAGCUUCAAGUUUUAGCUUUUAUCACGCAACUAUGCGUUUCGCAUCCCCAAAAUGCGUUCUCGCCGUUGGAUUUGUUGCCCGGAGUUCAGGCGCUGCACGACAAUUUGAUCAUUUUGGAGUCGGAUUCAGUGCUGGUAUCGGAGAUAGCGAGUUUGUGCGAGCAAUGGUGGAAGGAGGAGUUGCCGGGGCGAGAAUCUCUGAUUUCUCAGUCGCUCCCUUUCUUGCUGUCUCGAUCUCUGACUCUGAAGAAGAAGGCGGACGUCCACAGAGUCUACGCACUCCGCGAGGCCUUUGCGUGUUUUGAUUUCGAGGAUGAUAGCAUUGAAGACUUGAAGCAGUUGUUAAUCCGGUGUGUGAUUUCGCCUCUGUAUCUAAAGGCAGAAGAGGGGAAGAAGUUCCUUGCUUUUCUGUUCGGUUUGAGUUCGCAGCUGUUGAAGGAAGUGUUGGCAAUGAUUCGGUCUCAGGUUCCGUUUGGACGAAAGUCGAUGCUAGAGGCUUAUGGGGAUGUUCUGUUUCGGGCUUGGAAAGUGUUGGAGGGGGACUCAAGAAGUGAAAUUGAAAAUGGUUUUUUGCAGGGUUUGAUUGAGGGUGCAAUACAUGCCAGUUCUGGAGCUUUGGCUGCUUCAAUUAGAAGGGUUUUGGGAGGGUUUAUAAACCAGAGGACCACUGCUGGUGUUGAGAAGCUUCUUUUCCAGCUCUCUGAACCUGUGAUAUUUCGCUCUCUGCAGGUUGCGAAUUCUAAUGUUCGUCAAAAUGCGCUGCAUUUGAUUCUGGACUUGUUCCCUCUUGAAGAUCCUGAUUCCACAAAAGAGGUGAAAGAUUCGUUGCUUCAUAAGCAGUUCUUUUUGUUGGAGAGAUUACUGGCCGACGACUGUCCUGAGGUGAGAGUGGUUGCGGUGGAAGGUUCUUGUCGCGUCCUUCAUCUCUUUUGGGAAAUCAUCCCUUUGCCCACCAUCACAAAGUUAAUUACUAAGAUUUUUGAUGAUAUGUCACAUGAUGUAUGGCACGAGGUUAGACUUUCCACAAUAAAUGGUAUUAUGUAUUUGUUUGGAAAUCCCCAAUGUCAUCAAAUUCUCAAUGUGCUUCUACCCAGAUUGGGGCAUUUGAUGAUGGACAAUGUCCUAUCAAUAAGAGUUGCCAUGGCAGAUCUCCUUCUUCUUGUAAGAGAUAUUCGAAAUUUCCAGUUCCAUAAGGUGGUCAAGUUAGAUGUAUUAUUAUCUACCCUUGCAAAUGAUCAACCUCAAGUUGCUCAGAAAAUCACAAGACUGCUUAUGCCAUCAUACUUUCCCUCGAAAGUGUCUGUUGAAGCAGCAUGCAAUCGCUGCGUGACACUUGUUAAAAGGUCUCCGAUGGCUGGAGCAAGGUUUUGUGAGUUUGCUGUGUCCCAAGGGGCAUCUCAUAAGUCUUUGGUGGAACUUGUUAGAGUAUUGGUUACUUUGGUCUUGCUGCCUAAUAAUCUGGAUGAAGAUCGAGUUGAGGGUUUACUUCUCGCUGGUGCCAACCUUUGUAAUACCCUAGCCAGCGAGCCAUUUUUCAAGAAUUCUCUUAAAGAGUUCUUUGAUGGUGAAAAACUGAAGUGCUUGUUUGCUGCUGCGGCUACUGGGCGUGCUCAGUCUUCUGUAUUCAACAUUGUUUCAGCUGUCUCUCCAGAUGAUGUGACUGGACUUCUUGAUGAAUGCAUGCACCAGGUCACAAAUUGUAGUGGUUUAUCCACAAAUGUGGAGAGGCAAGCUGAAGUGAGGUCUGCUCACAAGUUGUUGCUCUCUUGUGAUGGGGUUGAUGGCAUGCUUGAAGCUCUAACAGCCUUCCUGCAGAAAGCUGCAUACCGUUGCCAUAUUAAAUUUGGCAAUGAAAUAACGAAGCUGAGUGUUUUCUCUGCAAAAAGGAAGAAACCAAAGUCCUCUAGCAAAAUUUCAGCUCGAUGGAAAAAUGUUGGUGGGAAAAAGCAAGCCAAUUUUGAGAAUGAUUAUUCAAUUGCAGUAGGAAUAGCCUGGCAAAUUAGAGACUUGCUUGUAUCUGUCAACGCUCGGAAAUCUAUAUUGGGUUCUCAAGUUCUAGAAUCGUUAUUUCUAUCCUUAAAGGUCUUGUCUGAGGUUAGCAUUGUGCAGUGCAUGCAUUGUGAAUAUAUGGACACGUCUCCGGUUUUGGCAUAUACAGAUCUUGCUCUGCAUAUGUCUCUUCAAAAGGAUCAUAGGACUGAAUCCACAAGGUCUAGUUUGGAGACAGAGUUGGAACACGCAUUGGAUCACCUGCUUAACUGUGCGGACAGGCUAUUUGGAGCAGGUGAUUCUGGAGGGUCUGGAAAUAUUUCUCCAGAAUCUAAGCAUGCUAGCAAUAGGUCGUCCACUCGUCGUGAAAAAAGACACAGAGGACCUCAGGUUGAUGCCUCCAGUCCAAGUGAUGGUGGAUGUGUCUAUACUGAACCAAAGAAGUUAUCAAACAAGGUGAAGAUGCUUACUGCAGUCCUAAGGUUCGUGGUUGAUGCUGCUACAAUAGGUUUUGUUCCUCAAAAUCAGGGCAGGUGCUUAAAGUUCACAUCAGGUUAUAUACAAUGCGUCACAUCUACUUUGGAGCGACAACCUCGGGAGCAGUUUCAAUUUGAGGAGGAGGAUUUGAAGGAUAUGAUUCUCUGUCUGAAGAGCUCCUUCACCUAUGCAGCCAAGUUACUUAAUCUAGCUCUUAAAGAUGUUACAGAAGCUUCACCAUUUCUCACAGAAGCUUCUGAUCUUGCGAACUAUCUGCUUGACUUAAUCAUCUCGAUUGAAUUGUACUUGGGCUCUAACUACGUUGCGCAUAUGGUGACAGGAGUAAAGUCUUGGCUUCCUGACUUGGUUUUGGCAUUAGGAUCUGGCCAGAUUAUGAAACAGAUUAAGGGAGAGGCGAUAGAAAUAACUGCAGCUGAUCGCAAUAGACUCCACUUUCCAUCAUGGCUCUUGAUUUUAGCUAAGAUUGAGGUCUCCGAAAUAAGUGAAGUUAGGCCAGAAGAAGAUGGAGAUUCUGAACCAGAGGAGUUUCCUGCUUUUAAGAAACUUCUUGACAUGAUUGUCAUAUUGUUGAAAGGAAACCUCAGCAUACGGGAUGUUUUUGGAGUGGUUUUCUUGAUUGCCGCCAUAGUUGGGCUGGAGAAGAAGAAUUUCAGGUUGGUUUCCGGACUUGUACGCUUUGUAUGCCUGAAGGUAUUCAGGCAAGAUGAGAAAGAGUGGGGUGAUAUGAUGUUGGCUUCUCUUCAAGACCUUUACCCUCAGAUAGAGAGAGAAAUGGAAGAAGAAAGUCAAGAAGAUGGAAGGGAAAAUCUGCGAAGUGCAAAGGAAUUGCUUGAACCAAUUUGGAUGUAUCAUAUGUAUGAAACUGGGAAGGUUUCUAUGGAGGAAGACUAGAUUGAAAACAUGAGCCUGAAUGUAAAGAAGCCAAGAAAUGACCAAUUUGUGACAAACAGGGUGGGUUAGUAUUGCAUGUACAGGUUGAAAUAAAAUUCUUUUAUUUUUGUAUAUUUGCAAUUAUGGUUGAAAUAAAAUUC